This is a messenger RNA of Rotaria sp. Silwood1, 912 nucleotides long. NCBI's taxonomy places the organism in Eukaryota, Metazoa, Rotifera, Eurotatoria, Philodinida, Philodinidae. The record is from the annotation of a GenBank genome assembly.
AUGGAUUCCACAAAUAUUAUAAUUCCAUUUGAUUAUCCAUUUGCUAUUUUGGAACAUCGUCAUAAUUCUGAUCCAAAUAAUAAACUUGUUUAUGCUGUUGCGGAUGGUCAAUAUACAUAUGGUCCACUUUCAUUAUAUCAAUAUCAUAAUGAUGAAAAAUAUUCGAAAACAAUUCGAAGCGAUGAAUUACCACCAUCAUUACCAUGCAAAGAAUAUUAUAUAGUUGAAUCAGGUUUCUCAACUGAUGACGCCAUUGAAAUAGUUGAUGAAAAUCGUGGACUUAUUUAUGUCAAAGAAAUUAUAUUCACUGAUGAUGAGAAUGAUGAAUCUAUUGUAACGAUUGAUCAAGAGCCUGAACAAGUUCACAUGAAAGAACUUUUUAAAGAAAUGGCUGAAUGUAAAAAUGAAAUUCGAAGUCUUAAAUCAAUUGUUUUAUCCGAAAAUCGUUUUAUUAAACGUCGAUCAACGUCAACAGAUUCACCUGGUUUUCGAAAUAUAGAAAAUAAUUCUAAAUGGAUUCGUGGUGGUGCUGGUAAUCGUUCAGCUAAUACUGGACAUAUGUCCGAUGAUGGUGGUAUAUCAACACCUUUACGUUAUAAGAAAACAACAACUGGUAUUCGUAAACCACAACAAGUACAAUCAUCAAUUGUUCAACGUAGUGUAUCAACAACAUUAUCAAAUAAAAAUGUUUUAACACCAUUAAGAAAUAAAACAACAAUGUCAUCAGUAACAGCAAAAUAUACAACACCAAUGAGUACAACAAUAUCAACGAACAAAAGAGUUGUUUUAAAAAAUGUUAAAUCAUCUGGUUAUGGACAAUUUACAACAAUUAAUAAUACAACAACAACUAUUAAAAAACAACAACAACAAUUACCUGCAGUUGCUACACCUGGAAGAUCGUUUAGAAAAUAA